GUCUCUCCUCUACUUCCGACUUUUACGUUUGGAAAACAAGUUUGGAUUUUGUAGGACUUGAGCGCCUUUAUACGACAGCUGUGUUAAGGGUUUCCCCUUGAACUUAACGCUAAAUGCAGGGGACGGUAAGCGGAGGCACGAAAAGCAGCACUUUAUAUAUUCCUAGCACGGGUUUUGCCUUCGACGGAGUUCAUGAUGAACAAAUUGCGUCGGAAUGAGAACACCGAAAGAGAAGAGUUGAGAUUGAAAAAAGAUAAAACAAAACUUCCGAUCUUUUCAAUGUGCGAUAACGAGGAAACUGUCCUAGCAGGCCCGGAAAUUACAGAGCAAAAAUUUGAGGAUGUCUUGUCUAACUGGGUAACUGAAAUAAACGGAAUUCAGAAGCACAGUGGACAGGCCCCUCUGUUUACUGAGAACAUGCUUUCACCAAUAAAGGAUGAGCAGCUGUCAGGUCAGCCCUUGCCUAAGAGCCUGAAGCCAUUGAAAGCAAGGACAACUUCACCUGAAGGCCAGCUUUUCUACAGACCAGAGAGAUCACAUAGAUACCUCCAGGCCACAGUGUUUGAAUCAGAUGCUCAUGGGCGGACUGAGAGACCACAGAGUGCUCUUCCAGCCCUCCAUCUGGGAAGGCCCACUAGGUCCAGCCUUUUAAGGACAAGAUACCUUUCUCCAUCAGUAUCCAAAGAUUUCCAUCAAAAAGACAAAACAACCCCAUCUCCAAAGAAGUGCUCUUCCAGUAGACUACCUCUGAAUCUGAAGGAGCUGCAGCGUGCGUGCACCUCUGUGGGAGAGGAUGUCCAUUCUUUUCUGAUUGGAGCGCGGUAUAAUAGAGAAAGAUACAUGGACUCUGUUGCUGUUGAAAAGUAUGGUGUAUACCUCUCUCGGAGUUAUCCAAACUGUGCUUUUCUAACCCAAAGUGAAACGCCCAAAAAACAUGACAAAGCACAUGCCCUGAGGAGCCACAGAGCAAAGAUGUGUCAGGGCAACAGAGAAGAAGGCAGGGGCAUUACUGCCGAGCACACAAACAGCCACCAGGGGGCAGUCAAGAGUGCCUGGGGUACUGUGCCAGCAAAAGCCAUCAAACACACAAAAAGGAAAGAGCAACAGAAUGACACAAUGAGAACAGCAAAAGAGCAACAUAACACUGGCCAAGUGAAGGGGAGAUCCGAUGAUCUCAAAGGACAUUGCAGAGAUGGUAUUACACCACUUUCUGCUCAGAAAUGGAAAGAUACAAUGUUCAGUCACAAGGCUGCGGACAGGAGUGACGGAGAAAUCAAAUCCACAUCCCCUCCCCAAAGCCAGAAUAGUAACUCUUCGGGUUUGCUGGUCAAAGCCAUCAAGCCUUCAAAAUCGCAUUUGAGGAGUUCAGUGGCAGAAAGCCAAGGAGCAGUCUGUAAGAUUUAAAUUGCAGCAUCAUUCAACAGCAAAUAAACUACAUGCAGCAUCAGGAAGGACAAGGGGCAGAUAUCACUAAAGUAUGUUUUAUUAAAUGCUAAUCUGUUAAAACAAGCAUCUCAGUCCAAGCAGAUAUCUGCUUCGUUUCUUUUCAUCUUUGCUUUCCAUUUCAUACUGUAAGUCUCCCUGUUUUUUAUGUAUCUGCUUAUAGGGAAGAUAGGCCAAUCAUUAAAAAAGCAGUGCUUCUU
This is a messenger RNA of Lepisosteus oculatus (spotted gar), 1643 nucleotides long. RefSeq lists its product as uncharacterized. The record is from RefSeq and is a predicted model, not a curated record. NCBI's taxonomy places the organism in Eukaryota, Metazoa, Chordata, Actinopteri, Semionotiformes, Lepisosteidae.